UUGUAGUAUAUCUCCGUUACUUUAAAAAGAAGACUCGCGGUGUUUCGCGAGUACUCUUACUUUGCAUACUCUCGUACUCUUGGACUCGUAUAGCUCGUAUAGCGCGCAUUCAACGUGCCUCGACGUGGCGACGGUGCGACGGCAACACGAAAAACGAAGGGACGAAAGCGAAGAGAAACGAGUCUCGUCGUACUCGGGGAAGUCUUUUGUACCUACUCCCGCGUGACGCAAUGGACCCUCUCUCCGAACGAGGUCCCAACCGACUCCCGACUCCCGACGCGGACUUGAGUCGCGUAGCGCUACAGUAGUGGCUGCCGCCGCUCAGAAACUGGACGGGCGGUUGUGGCCAGCUGUGGUGGUGCAUUUCCUUCUUCCUCUCUUUUGUCUCUUGCAAUCGCCACUAACCUGACUAGUCUCUCCUGAGCCUUCUCUCGAAGCGCGUCCCAACAGUGGUGUUCCUCUUAUCCAACGUUUAAUUAGAUUCCCAUUGCAUUGAUCCUGCGAAUAAUACAGUGAAAGUACUUGAGAAAAAGAGAGAGAGAGAGAGAGAGAGAGAGAGAGAGAGAGAAAGAGAGUGUGUGUGUGUGUGUGUGUAUGUGUUUGUACGUGCACACACGUAUGACCAACUGAUCCACGUGGUACCGCGACAUAAAGACUUACUCUUACUGUGGAUACAUUUCUCGAGUACACUGAACACCUCGACGAUCAAGCGAAGGACAUGAGACGGACCGUGGACCUGUUGGUCUGGACGCUGUUGGUCCCGUCGCUCCUAUUCGCAUCGGAUCCCUUGCAGCAGGCUACUGGAGCAACGGUAGAAUGCCCACAGAAAUGCGUCUGCUACAACAACACAAUGCAGGUGCGAUGUAUGUUCCUAAAGCUGAUCCAAGUGCCACGGGUGCCCGCUAAUGUCACCGUCCUAGAUCUCCGAUUUAACAGCAUCGCGGAAGUGCGCGGGGGAUCAUUUCACGGACACAAUCAAUUGCAUACCUUACUACUGAACGACAACCACAUUCGACGGCUGCCGAUAGGCGCGUUCGAAGGCGCACCGAAUCUACGGAUACUUUACUUAUAUAAAAAUCGCAUCGAGCACAUCGCGCCGGGCGCAUUCGCGGGGUUGCCACGGCUCGAACAGUUGUACCUGCACCACAACCAUCUGCGGGAAAUCCGACCGGGCACGUUCAACAAUCUGCCGGCGCUGGAGCGUCUAUUUCUGCACAGCAACAAGCUUCAUCGGUUGCCGGCGAAUGCGUUCGUCAACGUUGGUCCGAUGACGCGGCUGCGUCUCGACAGCAACGCGCUCAUCUGCGAUUGUAAUCUGGUCUGGCUGGUGGAACGCCUUCAGGACAAGCCUACGGAGAUGGCGGCAAUUUGCCAAUCCCCACAUGAGAUGAAGGGUCGCUCCCUAACUACAAUGUUGCCCGAGGACUUUCAUUGCACAAAACCGCGUAUCGUAGAAGGUCCGGAAGACACCGUAGUGCGAUUUGGUGACACGAUAACGUUGACGUGUCGAGUAACAGGUGAUCCAACACCAAAGAUCAAAUGGAUGAAGAAUACAAGAUACUCGUGGGAGGCGGACGAUGAUGAUGAAAAGUAUGUAGUAAUUCGUGAGGACGGCGAAAAGUACGUGAUUCGCGAGGACGGCACCUUGGUGAUCUUUGGCACGACCGAGCAAGACGGCGGGAUAUACGAGUGCGUAGCUAGCAGCGAUAUGGGUUCGGCCAAAUCCAGAAAGGCCAGAGCAGUGAUUACAGCGGCGUCUCAGUUAAUACUCGCUGAAAGACCAGAAUCCCAAAACGUGACCGCCGGUACCAACGUGACCUUUUCUUGUCGAGCAUUGGGUAAUCCUAGACCCGAUACUCGCUGGUUUAGAGACGGCCGAUCAAUCCCCUUCAACGAUAGAAUCUCGCUCGAGAACGACGGCACGCUGUUACGUAUCCUCGCGGUUAAGGAAACCGAUGCGGGCAAAUAUGAGUGUUAUCUUAGGAGCACCGAUCACACGGUUCAUCUCUUCGCAAAUUUGAGUGUCGUAGAUUUGACGGCGCCCCGAUUGCUAUUCAGACCGCAAGACAUCGAGGUGGAACUGAACGCCAUUGUCGAGGUACCCUGCCGGGCUGAGGGUAUCCCGAAGCCAGUGAUCCAAUGGAAAAAGGACGGUAGCGCGCUCGAGGGUAACAGAGUCAAGAUCACACGCGGAGGAAGUCUUCUUAUUUUUAACGUGACUCCACAAGACUCCGGCAGGUACGAGUGUUCAGCUAUAAACGAUUAUGGCCGCGCAACCGGCGAUGCUUUGGUGCGCGUUCGGCAGCCCGGUGCAACGGAUACACUCGUCAUACGAGCCUUCCAAAGUGCCACCGAGGAGAUCGAUCGUGCCAUUAAUAAAACUCUAUCGUCUCUCUUUAAUUCGGAUGGCUCAUCGAAACACGUUGAUCCGUUCCGUUUGACACGGUUUCCGAACGCGAUCGAUCGCGCGGCCGCUAGACCCGCCGAGCUCUUCGAAAGAACUCUCAUCAAUAUUCGACGUAUGGUGGAUACUGGCAAUAAAGCAAACGUGACUGGUGAAUUCCGCUACGAGGAAAUCUUGACAGCUGAACAGGUGAAAAAAAUCGAACGAUUGUCCGGGUGCACCGGUCAUAGACGUCGGCAGAAUUGCACCAACAGGUGCUUCCACCACAAAUAUCGGGCUAUAGACGGCAGUUGCAAUAAUCUGCGCCAUUCUACUUGGGGUUCGUCGCAUACAGGAUUCCGGAGGGUACUGCAACCCAUCUACGAGAAUGGAUUCUCGAUGCCGGUCGGUUGGGAGAAGGGACGACGAUACUACGGUUAUCCGAAGCCCGCCGCACGUCUCGUGUCGACCACGGUAAUCUCUACCCACGCGAUUACGUCAGACGAUCAGAUUAGCCACAUGGUGAUGCAGUGGGGUCAAUUCCUGGACCAUGAUCUCGAUCAUGCGUUACCGUCGGUAUCGAGCGAAUCGUGGGAUGGAAUAGAUUGCAAAAAAUCCUGCGACAACGCCGCACCUUGCUUCCCGAUGGAAGUGCCGCCAGGUGAUCCGCGCAUCAGCAACAGACGGUGCAUCGACUUUAUCAGAAGUAGCGCCGUGUGCGGCUCUGGCGCGACCAGUAUACUGUGGGGCGGCUUGACGCCUCGAGAACAGCUGAACCAGUUGACCAGCUAUUUGGACGCGUCGCAGGUCUACGGCUACGACGACGAGCUGGCGCGCGAUCUGCGUGACUUCACGACGGAUCGUGGCCUGCUCCGGGAAGGUCCCACACUUCCCGGUCACAAGUCCCUCCUUCCAUACGCGUCUGGUCAGUUUGUCGACUGUCGCAGGAAUCCACUGGAGAGCUCGAUCAAUUGCUUCGUAGCCGGUGACAUUCGUGCCAACGAGCAAGUCGGCCUGCUGGCCAUGCAUACUUUAUGGUUGCGCGAACACAACCGCAUCGCUCGCGCGCUACGCGAGAUGAAUCCACACUGGAAUGGCGAAAAAUUGUAUCAGGAAGCGAGACGUAUCGUCGGCGCAGAGAUGCAACACAUCACUUAUCGACACUGGCUGCCGCGAAUAUUUGGAUCGGCGGUCGAGGAUUCUAUGUUGGGACCGUACCGAGGCUACGAUCCCAACGUAGACGCCAGCAUAUCCAACGUUUUCGCCACCGCCGCUCUACGUUUUGGCCACUCGCUCAUCCAACCGCGUCUAGAGCGACUGAACGCGUCCUUCCAACCGAUUCCUCAGGGUCCUCUCAAUUUGCGCGAUGCCUUUUUUGCGCCUUGGCGACUAGUCGAAGAAGGUGGCGUCGACCCGCUGAUCCGAGGUAUGUACGUCACGGCGGCGAAACUGAAGCUGCCCGAACAGAAUCUCAAUGUCGAGCUCACCGAACAGCUAUUCCGUACCGCUCACGCGGUUGCGCUCGAUCUAGCGGCGAUGAAUAUCCAACGAGGAAGAGAUCACGGGCUUCCUGGCUAUGUAGAGUGGCGCGAUUAUUGCAACAUGUCGCGCGUCGAGACGUUCGAGCAUUUGAAUAAUGACAUCAGCAGCGCUCGUGUGCGGCAGAAGCUGCGCGAAUUAUACGGUCACCCAGGCAAUAUAGACGUUUGGGUUGGUGGUAUUCUUGAGGAUCAGUUGCCGGGGAUGAAAGUCGGGCCGUUGUUCAAAUGUCUCCUACUGGAGCAAUUCCGGCGAACCCGGGACGGCGAUCGGUUCUGGUACGAGAAUCCAAGCGUCUUUCGUGCGGAACAGCUCGUCCAGAUUCAGCAAGUGUCACUAGCCAGAAUCUUAUGCGACAACGGCGACAACAUCACUCGCAUACAACCCAAUGUGUUUCUACUGCCCGAGAGUCAUAAUGACUUUGUCAGUUGUGACGAGAUUCCUUACGUAGACUUGAACGCGUGGUCUGACUGCUGCGAAAAUUGCGAAGAUCGUGAUAAUACUAUCUCCCGCGUGCGCAGAGAGGCUGAGAAGUAUUUUGCACCCAGUCGUGACUACGUUAAGGACACCGAUUCGUUGAGUCGCGAAGAGGAAAUCGAAUACUUCCAAAGGAUGUUUGGUGAAAGCAAUCGAGAGGCUAAGCGUUUGCAACAACAGUUUGACAAUUUGUUACAAAGAAUUAAAAAACUCGAGUUAUUUUUUAAAGACAUUAAAACACAAUAGAGAAAUUAAGUGUAUACUUGGAUUAUUCUCUCUCUCUCUCUCUCUCUCUCUCUCUCUCUCUCUCUCUCUCUCUCUCUCUUCCCCUCUCUUUCCAGCAGAUAGUAACGCUCUUACAUUUCUAAUAUAUGCCAUAUUUUUUAUGCAUUUAUUGUUGUAAAUAAAAGCAUUUGCAAAAACUUAUAGCAAAUUCGAUUGGGCGCACUCAGUACACACUGGUGCACAUCAAAGCCAUACACAAAAUAACGUAAAGAUAUGUUUAUACAUAACAUAGAAAUCGAUUAAAUCCUGAAAUAUUC
Molecule: messenger RNA, 4941 nt
Organism: Trachymyrmex septentrionalis
Lineage: Eukaryota; Metazoa; Arthropoda; Insecta; Hymenoptera; Formicidae
Gene: Pxn
Product: peroxidasin
Exons: 5
Coding region: 719-4645 (1308 amino acids)
Biological process (GO): response to oxidative stress
Molecular function (GO): protein binding; heme binding; peroxidase activity
Source: RefSeq, a predicted model, not a curated record